AUGGAAAUACCAGCAGAAGAGCAAGAUAAGACGGCUUUUGUAACACACAAAGGGAAAUGGGUCUUUAAACGCCUCCCCUUCGGAAUUGCGAAUGCUCCCUUCUUGUUUGCCCGUAUGAUGUCCCUAGCCUUUUCUCACUUUGGACCACGCAGUGGACUUCUAGUGUACAUGGACGACAUCAUCUGCUGCAGUUCUACUUGGGAGAGCCAUCUAACUUUAUUAGAAAGCAUGCUCCAGGCCCUCCAAGCUGCCGGUCUCACCCUGAAACCCACUAAAGUACAAUUUGGACCAAGAGAAGUCAAAUACUUGGGACACAUACUGUCUGAGAAAGGGAUUCGCAUAGGUGAAGAUCGCAUUAAAGCCAUUAUUGACUUACCUACACCCAAAACCAUUAAAGAACUUCGUUCGGCUUUGGGCAUGGUCAAUUUUGUACGUAAGUAUAUACCCGACCUUUCUACGGUAAUCGCGCCGCUAGUCGAACUCACGCAGAAAGAGCAUGUGAAAUCAAUCGCAAAACGAUGGAAUCAGGAACACGAUAAGGCGUUUGCAGAGGUAAAACGUUUACUCAGCGAAGCCCCCGUACUAUGUUUCCCUGACUUUACCAGAUCUUUCGUGGUUCACGUUGAUGCCAGUGAAGUUGGUGCAGGAGCAUUCCUAGCCCAAAAGAAUGGUGACGACCUGAAUAUUAUUGCAUACUUCAGCCAGCGAUUUAACAAAGCUCAACGCCACUACUCCCCCACGAUGAAAGAAUGUUACGGAGUUGUUUUGAGUUUACAACACUGGAGACCCUACCUGUGGGGUAAACAUUUUGAAGUCGUGACGGAUCAUGCGGCGUUAAGAUAUUUGUACACGAUGCAAGACACGUCUAAUAUGCUGACUAGGUGGGCGAUUGCUUUGCAGUCUUUUGACUUUACCGUGCGACACAAGCCGGGAAGGUUACACGUAGUCCCAGACACACUCUCUCGGUUGUUUGCGUUUGAUCACCAACAACAGUUGGAAACCCCGCAACUAGCACCGAUUUGCAGAAAUGUGCCGCAGGACCCUGCAUUACAAUCUAGUGUCCCACAACGUCCGUACCAAGUGUCUGCAGAUCGCCUGGAUAACCUGCAACCAGUCCAAAGCGAUCGCGAAUUAUUCGCUGAGAAAUCAGUCUAUGUUAGCGCGACCAAUGUCUUUGAGACGAUUAAUCACGACGUUUUGCGUGAAAAGCAAGCUCUCGAGUACGGCACAUAUAUCGACUAUCUUACGAAAGAUGACGCCCGAUUACCUGAUAACGAGACAACAACUUCCAUGUCGUACUACUUUGUGCGCGACGAGUUGCUGCAUAAAUCGUAUCUAUCAGGUUACCUCCGGAAACGCAGUACGUUUAGUGACCAAUUAGUAUUACCACAAGCUCUAACCGGGUUGGUGAUGCAUGCAUAUCAUGACCACGUAUUGUCCGGAGGCCACUUAGCGUCUAGACCAACUUAUGAGAAGAUCCGCCAAAAAUAUUGGUGGCCAACCAUGAAUCGAGACGUCCGUACUUGGUGUCAAGAAUGUCAAGCCUGUCAACGUCGAAAAACGGCCCACAACCGAAACAAGCUCCCAACGGGACAUGUACCUGUACAAAGACCGUUUGAACGUAUUUCGGUUGAUUUAGUCGAAUAUAACGUAGAAUCGGUUUCAACCGCCUGGGUACGAUGCAAAUAUGUUCUCUCUACGAUGGACCAUCUAACCCGAUUCACCGUGUUGACUCCGAUUCCCAAUAAAUCAGCAGCCACUGUUGCGCAGGCCAUUAUCGAUCGCAUCAUAGGCAUAUUUGGAGCGCCUGAAAUGUUGCAUUCCGGGCGAGCUUAG
This is a messenger RNA of Ectocarpus sp. CCAP 1310/34, 1836 nucleotides long. Lineage: Eukaryota; Phaeophyceae; Ectocarpales; Ectocarpaceae. The record is from the annotation of a GenBank genome assembly.